CACAAGACAGUGACGACGCCAGGUGCCGGCCUGCAGCCCAGCAACACAGCACCAAGGAAAGAAUGUCUCCACUGUUCCUCUGCCUCUUCUCCUCGUUUCUUAUAUUCACCCAGUCCAUUGGGUCUCCAGACACUUGCCUAGUAAACAGAAAGCAGAAGUUGACUGCCAGCCCUGAGCCCGGGCUGACCAAGUGCCAGCAGUAUUCGAGCUAUUCAUGCUGCUCUCAGGAACAUCUAGACGCAGCUUCUUCUGUCCGCUUCCCCUGGUCAGGCUGUGGAUCCCUCAGUUCUAGGUGUGAGGAAUACGUCAGCCGAGUGCAAUGUAUGUAUCUCUGCUGUCCACACAUCUCCAAAUGGAGUCUCCCUGGCUCUGCUGCUGGAAUCCAUGAGCUGCCCCUCUGUGAUACCUUCUGUGAUAAAUGGUAUGACGCAUGUAAAGAAGAUUUAAUAUGUUCAGAAACUAUAGAACUCAAAAGAAACUGCAGCAAAGGCUGCAUCACAUACAAACAGAAAUUUAGAUCAGGAGAUCAGAUGUGUGACACCAUCUGGAAACAUUCGUUUGUAACAAUGACCGAGCAGUGCUUCUGCAUCACCCCACCAGGAGAAGGAGCUGAUGCUGCACAGCUAGGCUCCACCCAUGCAGAGCUAGACCACACCCAGGAAGGGUCAUCCGGAUAUCCAGAGAUGUGUUUUCAGGACCCUCACAAUAUUCCACGGGUGAAAAGAGCUUUGCGUAAGAGAAGUGUCCAACUAGAUCUGGAUGGUAGUGGCAGCGGUAACGGCGUUUAAUGGAAACCAGGUUCCUUGUUGCAGUCUCACCCACCUCCCCAUUUCCUUCCCCAAUACCAUUCCCCUAAAAGACCUUCGCAUUGCCUAAAGUUUUACCAAAGUUGAAGACAAGAUAGACCUGACCGGACUCCAGCAGCAGAACCAAGACACAUCUCUGCAAGCACAAUCACAGCCAAAGAGCUUUUAAUCAUACAUGCCAAUGCUCUGUGUGACCCCCCUAUUGCCCAUUCAUGGACUCCCCCCCCCAAGCAAUCUCUUUGAUCCUAAAUUUUCACCAGCGAGCAGAGGUGGCCUGUAAAAUGAUGUUUGGAGGGACGUACAUACCUCCAUCAAAUCAGAAAAUAUUAAUAAACACAUAUAUAAUUGAAGUAUGCUUCUGCCAAGCUUGGUCUUUUUCUAGCAAGCCGCGUCAGACAUCGCACAGUGAUCCUGGUGGGAACACCCCGGACUCAUUGACCUCAUGAUGGGGCUGGAUGUGCAUAGAGGUGCUAAUUAAAAUGGCAGAUUUUUUUCCGUGGGACAACCCCCUUAAUUCUGUGGGCCACAGUUACGCCAGUCUAAAUAUAGAUAGUUGCAAGUUUAGCACAUGAGACCUGAAAAUCAGAAAAUUAAAUCCAAGCCGACUGUGAGCAAAAUAUUUGCACCAUCUUCUGGCUCUCUUCUCUAGACUUGUACCUAUGAACCCGGCU
This is a messenger RNA of Bufo gargarizans (Asiatic toad), 1477 nucleotides long. RefSeq names its product retbindin (gene RTBDN). The transcript has 6 exons. Gene Ontology annotation, molecular function: riboflavin binding; signaling receptor activity; riboflavin transmembrane transporter activity. Bases 63 to 788 code for a protein of 241 amino acids. NCBI's taxonomy places the organism in Eukaryota, Metazoa, Chordata, Amphibia, Anura, Bufonidae. The record is from RefSeq and is a predicted model, not a curated record. Gene Ontology annotation, cellular component: external side of plasma membrane.